Ruditapes philippinarum (Manila clam) is the source of this 3847-nucleotide messenger RNA. RefSeq names its product protein lifeguard 4-like. Gene Ontology annotation, cellular component: membrane. The transcript is spliced from 8 exons. Bases 163 to 867 code for a protein of 234 amino acids. NCBI's taxonomy places the organism in Eukaryota, Metazoa, Mollusca, Bivalvia, Venerida, Veneridae. The record is from RefSeq and is a predicted model, not a curated record. Gene Ontology annotation, biological process: negative regulation of apoptotic process.
GUUGUUUUCAGAAUCUAUUUUAAUUCUACUUCCGGAAAAUAUUGGUGUUGUUGGGCACUUCCUGUCAAAAGUGUAUCUAUAUUUACCUAUUUACGUGACAAAGUCGAGAUAAAUUGGUAGUGCUAUAUACAAUUUAAGUAGUAUACUCAAACAGUAAAGAAAAUGUCGGCAAAAACUGGCCAGCCAUCUAUUGUAGAUGACUUCAUGUAUGGGACCAAUGUUGCAACAGCCCAUGUGUCAAUCAGGCUUGGGUUUCUGAGAAAGGUUUAUGGAAUUGUUACUGCACAACUUUUAGUUACCACACUUGUUAGCUUUGCUUGUUACAUCAAUGAGGACUUCAACUUUUACCUCUCAAAAAAUCCAUCAGUGAUGUUAAUUGCCUUUAUUGGGACGCUUGGUACUCUGUUUGCACUGAUGGUCAAAAGACAAGAGACCCCUACAAACUAUAUUCUACUGGCAGUUUUUACAGUGUUGGAAAGUCUCACUGUAGGAGUGGUUGUGGCUAAGUAUGAUAAAAUGGUAGUGAUAGAAGCACUGGCUCUGACACUAGCAGUCACUGUAGCCCUGACAGUUUACACACUACAAAGUAAAAGGGACUUCAGCUCAUGGGGUGCAGGAUUGUUUGCUUGUCUCUGGGUAUUGAUCUUGGCUAUGCUUAUUCAGAUACUCAUCCCUGUGGACAUUGUUGACAGAUUGAUCUCGGCAGGUGGCGCUAUUUUGUUCUCCAUGUUUAUCGUGUUUGACACCCAUAUGAUGAUGCACAAGCUUUCGGCGGAAGAAUACAUCAUGGCCGCCAUUAACCUGUAUCUCGACAUCCUCAACUUGUUCCUUCACAUACUACGUCUGCUUGGAGACCGAAAAAACUAACCGUUUCGAAAUGAGUUCAUCUUGGUUUAACUUUGCAAUGAAAUCUUGUUUUAAAAAUAGACUUUUUGAUAACAAUUUUAGUGUAACAUAAUGUUUAAGAAAGUAUAAACGAAUACAUAUAUAAGUAAAUAUCCUGGUAUUAUAGUUUAAGUAAGAAGAUUUGGUUGAAGAAUCUCAUUAGUUAAAAGAAAUAAUGGAAAUCAAAUUGGAAAAUUAUUGACAGAAUAAUAGAAAAAUAUUGAAGAAUGACGGCCAUUUUAUAGAAUGAAUUUUUUUGCAGAAAUUUUUCAAGCAUCAAUGUUUAUUGCGGGUUUUUUAACCCUUAACCUGCUGGAAUUAAAAAUUAUCAGCCUUUGACCUCAUGUCAAUAGCCAGUCUCAGCUUUAAAAACUUUUCCUUUUUGUUUACUUAUUUUAUGUUGAAAUCCCUAAAAUUGAUAAUGGACAGUUCCAAAAAUAAAAGUUUGACAAGUUCAUUCAACAAAUUAAGCAGGUUAAAGAGAUAUGUUUAGGAUUCAUUAGAUGGUUUUAAAACUUAUUUUAUUGUUACACUGUGAUAACUAUGGAAACUUUUUGCUUUGGUUGAAUUUUUACUAUUUCUCAUUGCAUAGUGAAAUAUUCUAAAUAUUUUUUACAAGCAAUAUAUACAGUUGCCAUGAAAUAUGAAAAUUAUCUUUUCAAAGUAAAGAAUAUAUUAUAUUUACAAAAAGCAACCAAAGUUUCCUUUUCAUUAUGUUAUUUUAUGAAAAACAGUAAAAUUUCAUUGUGCAGUGAGCCAUAUCAAUUAUAUUUUACCAAUGAAAAUAAACUAUUUCAUUGAUUAACAUAAGAUAAAAAAAACAUGCCCAUUUUAAAGGGUGCCUGUAAUUUGUAGUUCAAACAAUCUUAUUGUUUUGGGAAGUUUUGUAGAAAUAGAUUAAUUGUAUAUAUAUUCUUAACUAGCCAAGAAAACUUGCAUAAUGAUUAUUCUGGUUUAUUUAAGUUUUGCUUAAGAUUUUCUGUUUUUAUUUGUGAAAAACGUAAGCUUUUAACUUAGAUUUAGUAUUUCUAUGCUUGCUUGAUAAUUUAUUUAUCACCUGAUAUUGUUGUCACUUUUUGUGUUUUAAAUUUUAUAUAAAUGAGAUAUUAAUAUUGUUAUUUACUUAUAUUUACUGUCAAAUAUAGCGCAACUUUGAAUAGAAUAUAGAAUUUGAUAAAUUCAAAAUUCAAAUGAAACUGUUCUGUACGUUGUACUGAAAGUUCUUACGAGUCAUGAAAAAAAAUAAUUCUGAAUCACCAAUUUUCCAUUAUUUGUAUUAUGAAUAUUGUACUGGAAUUUAUUGAAGAAAAUAUUAUUAUUAAACUUCUAACAUGUAUGUUUUAACAUUAAAACUUCAUAAUGUUAAUUUUGAGGAAUAUAGUUGUCAAAAAAUGUACACUGCAGAAGUUGAUAAUUAUUGAUACAGGUAAAACAAAUUUUGUUGUCCGUAUGAAAACAUAAGAAAGUUUAUCAAAUCAUAUUCUUAAUGAAAAAUUGUGUUGUGAAGAUAUCUACAGUGAUUUUAAUAGAUGUCUUACAUGAAUUUACCUUUAAUAAAAAUAAAGAAUGUUUUUUUCUACAAUUAACAUUCCGAGGCAAGAAAAAUGUGCCAUAGUGUAAAAAAAAUUGGAUGUCAUGUUUAGCAGGUCUCUGAAGAAAAAGUCAAGAUUUUAUGAUCGUUGCUUCGUUGUCAUGCAUAAACUUUAUUGUAGCCCAUUAUUCAAACAUUAUAAAAGUUAUCAGCUUAAAUCUUGGAAUACUUAUUUAUCAGGACAAAGUUCAUUUGUUAGACAAAGGACAUAAUUCUAAAAGCUAUAUUUUUCACUUGUGCCCCUAUUUAACUUUUUGUCAAAAUUGGUUGCCCCUUAACAGACGAGAAUUCACACCACAUGUGGGGCUCUUGUAUAAAACCUGCACUCUUUAUUAACAAAAAGAUUAUGCUUUAUUUAUGUUAAAAUUUAUGUUAAAUUGUUUUGUUUUAGCAUGUGUCGAAGCGACAUAAAGGCAAAUCCAUCAGGUUAACCAGUAUUACAUGGUUUACAGCCUCGGCUUGGCUUGCAAUUAUGCAAUAUUGCAUACCUAAAUCAUAAAUUCUCUUUGCCACUUAUGUGACUUUGGGAAAUGGUAUUUCUUUGCUGUGCAUGAAUUUUGAUAUGAUUUUAUUAAUUUUUUAAAAUGAAGACAUGUUUAAUGUUAGCAUUACACUAAGAUCAGGUUAAUGAAAAAUUAUAAUUUUUUAUAUGGGAAACAAAUCAUAUUUUUAUUUAUGUGAUAAAUAGAAUAUUAUUUUAUCACACACCCGUGCCGAUUUUGCGACUCCGUAAAUAUGGUAUUGCACGGCCGUGCAUAUAUUUUGACGUGACGUCAUUAGCGUUAACAAACAUAGUGUAAAGACGCGCUAAAUGUUAGCGUUAAACUAUAGGCGCGUCAAUGAAAAAUGACUCUUAUUUCACUUUAAACUGUCUUUAUUUUGAGUAUGUGAUAAAUAGAAUAUUAAAUUCGUGUAAGUUCAUUACUGAAUUUAUUGCACUCGUUGAAUAAAAUAAUAUUAUGCUCGCCAGAGGCUCGCAUAAUAUAAUUUUAUUCAACUCGUGCAAUAAAUUCAGUAUUGAACUUACACUCAUUCAAUAUCCUCUAUGUAUUCAGUCAUUGAGCUUCAUUACUGACUAGUUUAUCUGACUUGUUGAAUAAAGUAAUAUAACUUGCCUGAAGUGCACAUAAUAUAGUUCUUUUCAACUUGUUCAAUAAAUUCAGUAUUGAACGUACAGUCAUUCAAUAUCAUAUGCUGAUUGGUCUAAAUUGUAAUUCUACAGUGAUUAUUGCAGGGAUAUCUAGUUUAUAUGACUUUGAUUUAAAUCGUGAAAAAACUUUUUGGUAGGGGUAACCACAGUAUAAUAUACAUGUGACAUUGUAGUUUUUACAGGCCCAUUAUGCCUCAGAAAUGCUAUCAUUUUUAUUUCUU